UAUUAAAUUUGAGGGAAUUAUAUUAUAAAUAUCUUUAAUAAUUAGAUGAAAAAUAAGGUGGAAAAUUUGUCAAAUUUUUUAGGGGGAAAUUCAUUAGAAAAAGCAUCUCCAGGUCCUGUUAAGGAAUUUGUUGCAGCACAUGGAGGACAUACAGUGAUUACAUCAGUUUUAAUUGCUAAUAAUGGAAUUGCAGCAGUUAAAGAGAUACGAUCUAUUAGAAAAUGGGCAUAUGAAACAUUUAAUAAUGAACGAGCAAUUCAAUUUACUGUUAUGGCAACACCAGAAGAUCUUAAAGUUAAUGCAGAUUAUAUUAAGAUGGCGGAGCAAUAUGUAGAAGUUCCAGGAGGGACUAAUAAUAAUAACUAUGCAAAUGUAGAAUUAAUUGUCGAUAUAGCAGAACGAAUGGGAGUUCAUGCGGUGUGGGCAGGAUGGGGCCAUGCUUCAGAAAAUCCUCGUUUACCAGAAAUGUUAUCACAAAGCAAAAAUAAAAUUGUAUUUAUUGGCCCAUCUGCAACUUCUAUGAGAUCUAUAGGAGAUAAAAUAUCAUCAAUUAUUAUUGCACAAUCCGCUAAUAUACCUUGUAUGUUAUGGAGCGGAAGUAAUGUAAAAAAAGUAGACGUUGACAAAGAUUCUGGGAUUAUUUCAAUUGAGGAUAGUGUUUAUCAUGAUGCGUGUAUAGAUACUCCGGAAAAAGGUCUUGAAAAAGCUCUUGAAAUAGGAUUUCCUAUCAUUAUUAAAGCAAGUAGAGGAGGUGGAGGCAAAGGAAUUCGAAAAGUUGAAGAUAAAUCAGAAUUUAAAUCAUCAUUUUUACAAGUAAUGGCAGAAGUUCCUGGCUCACCUAUCUUUAUUAUGAAAUUGGCAGAAAAUGCAAGACAUUUAGAAGUACAAAUUUUAGCAGAUCAAUAUGGAAACAUUAUUUCAUUAUUUGGUAGAGAUUGUUCUGUACAAAGAAGACAUCAAAAGAUUAUAGAAGAGGCACCAGUAACAAUUGCAAAGCCAUAUACAUUUUCUUCUAUGGAAAAAGCUGCUAUAACCUUAGGGAAAAUAGUUGGUUAUGUUUCAGCAGGAACAGUAGAAUAUUUAUACAGCCAUACAGAUGAUAAAUUUUAUUUUCUAGAGCUUAAUCCUAGAUUGCAAGUAGAACAUCCUACAACAGAAAUGAUAACAGGUGUAAAUCUUCCUGCUGCACAACUACAAAUUGCAAUGGGUUUAUCAUUACAUAAGAUUAAAGAUAUAAGAUUAUUUUAUGGUCUUGAUCCUUGGACAACUACAGAAAUUGAUUUUCAUUUUUCUAGUACUAAAUCAUUAAAAACACAACGAAGGCCUCAACCCAAAGGUCAUACAAUUGCAUGUCGUAUUACUUCUGAAGAUCCGGGAGAAGACUUUAAACCAUCUAGUGGAAUGAUGCAUGAACUUAUUUUUCGCUCAUCUUCAAAUGCAUGGGGAUAUUUUAGUGUUGCUGCUCCAGGUGGUAUUCAUAAUUAUAGUGAUUCUCAGUUUGGGCAUAUUUUUGCAUUUGGUGAAAACCGUACUGAAUCCAGAAAACAUAUGGUAAUAGCACUUAAAGAAUUGAGCAUUAGAGGGGAUUUUCGUACAACAGUAGAAUAUUUAAUUAAAUUGCUUGAAACAUAUGAUUUUGAACAAAACACAAUAACCACAGAAUGGUUAGAUACACUUAUUCUUCAAAAACUUACAUUAGAACGUCCAGAUAAAAUGGUUGCAAUUGUCUGCGGGGCAGUUAUCAAAGCAUAUGUAGCAAAUAAAGAACGGAUUUUAGAGUAUAAAACAUGUCUUGAAAAAGGUCAAGUUCUAAAUCGUGAAACAUUAAAAACAGUAUUUGCAGUAGAUUUUAUUUAUCUAAAGGAGAAAUUCAAAUUUACUGUAACACGUAGUUCAUGUGAUUCAUACAAUUUAUUUAUCAAUGGCUCGAAAUGUACAGUUGAGACAAGACGUCUUAGUGGUGGUGGUCUUUUGAUACUUCUGGGUGGAAAAUCUCAUACAGUAUAUUGGUCAGAUAAUAAAACAAGUACAACAAUGAGUAUUAAUGGGAAAACAUGUGUAUUAGAACAAGAGAAUGAUCCUACACAAUUAAGGACCCCAUCCCCAGGAAGGCUUAUAAAAUAUCUAGUAGGGAAUGGAGAACAUGUAAAAAAAGGACAAGUAUUUGCAGAAAUCGAAGUUAUGAAAAUGUAUUUAUCACUUACUGUUGCAGAAGAUGGAAUAGUACAAUUAAUAAAACAGCCAGGAGCUACUUUAGAGACAGGCGAUAUCCUUGGGAUUUUAACAAUGGAUGAUCCAUCUCGUAUAAAGCAUGCUAAGCCUUUUGAAGAUUCAUUACCAUCAUGGGGAUUGCCACAAGUCAUUGGAAAUAAGCCUCCUCAAAGAUUUAUUCAGUUAGUUAGGAUUUUAAGAAAUAUAUUACAAGGCUAUGAUAACCAAUUGUUGAUUAUUUCUACUUUAAAAGAAUUGAUAGAAGUAUUGGAAGAUCCGGAAUUACCUUAUGGAGAAUGGCAUUUUCAAUUUUCUGCAUUAUCAUCUAAUAUUCCAGCAGAAUUAGGCGAACAACUUAUAGACAUUGUUAAAAAGAGUUAUUCAAGACAUAAAGAAUUCCCUGGAAGAAAAAUAUUACGCAAAUUUGAUUUAUUUGUUAAAAAAAACAUACUAUCCAAUAAUAUAGAGACAUUAAACAUGAAAUUAAAUGAUCUUUUACAAAUUGCAUUAAAAUACAAAGAUGGAAUGAAAGUUCAUAAAUAUUCAGUAUUUUCAAAUCUUUUGGAAGAAUAUUGGAAAAUAGAAAGUCUUUUUAAUUUACAAAAUAUCAGAGAAGAGGAUGUUAUUUUACGAUUAAGAGAUGAAAAUAAAGAUAAUGUAGAUAAAGUGCUUGAAAUAGUACUAUCACAUUCAAAGGUGAACGCAAAGAAUGAUUUAAUUUCUGCGAUAUUAGAUAUUAUUAAGACAUAUCCAUCAGAGGAUAUUUCAAAAUAUUUAGGGUCGUCUUUACGAAAACUUAUUGACUUGGAGUCUAGAGAUACAGUUAAAGUAUCUUUAAAGGCACGAGAAAUUUUAAUUCAAUGUUCACUCCCAUCUUUUAGUGAAAGAAUUUCUCAGAUGAAACAAAUUCUUCAAUCAUCUAUAGAGGAAAAGCUAGAUGAUAAUCAAUUGAGAUAUAGAACUCCUGUUCUUGACAUUCUAAGGGAAUUAAUUGAUUCAAAAUAUGCUGUUUUUGAUGUCUUAACAUUUUUUUUUGCACAUAAAAACCCAUGGAUAUCAUUAGCUGCACUUGAAGUUUAUGUUCGUCGAGCAUAUAGAGCAUACUCACUUUUAAGCUUAGAAUAUCAUGUUGAAUCAGAUGGACCAUUUAUGCUUUCAUGGAAAUUUCAGUUAAGAUCAUCUACUACUCAAGGAAUUAAUACAUCUACAGCUGCUCAAUUGCCAUCAAUAUUUACAGAAUUUACAGAAAACAAAAAACUCAAAAGAGUUGCAUCUAUUAGUGAUAUGUCACUUGUAAUAUCUAACUCAAAACCUCCAAGGGCAGGAGUAAUUAUGCCUACAGAAACAUUAGGUCAGAUAAAUGAUCAACUUUCACGAGCUUUAAAAAAACUACCCAUUGAUAAAGAAACUACAGAUGAAUAUGAACAAGGUAUUGAGAUUGACUCCUCUCACGAAUUAAAAAAUUCAACUCCAAAGAAGCAACUUAUUCAUGUUCUUAAUGUUUUAAUUCGUAACAUAGAAAAUUUGGAUGACAAAGCGAUAAUUGAUCAUUUAUGCCCAAUUGUUAAAGAUCAUACACCAUUACUUCUUAAUCAUAAUGUAAGACGUAUUACUUUUGUUUGUGGUCGUCAGAAUGAGUCAUCAUAUCCUUUAUAUUAUACUUUUCGAAAAUUAGAUGGCCUUUCUAACGAAACUGAGGAUGUAUAUGUAGAAGAUAAGAGUAUACGGCAUAUAGAGCCGGCCUUGGCAUUUCAAUUAGAGCUUGGAAGAUUAUCAAAUUUCCAUAUUGAACCUGUUUUUACAAGAAAUAGAAAUAUUCAUAUAUAUAGAGCUGUGGCUAAAGAAUCACCAGGAGAUAAGCGAUUUUUUAUUCGUGCGCUAGUUAGACCAGGGAAGUUAACAAAUGAGAUCCCAACAAGUGAAUAUUUAAUAUCUGAGACGAAUCAUUUAGUAGGCGAUAUUUUGGAUGCACUAGAAAUAAUUGGAAUAGAAUAUACUGAUUUAAACCACAUUUUUAUUAAUUUCGUUCCUAUUUUUAAUCUAGCACCAGACGAAGUUGGACCAACAUUAGGAGGAUUUAUUGAACGAUUUGGGCGACGUUUAUGGAGAUUGAGAAUAACUUCUGCAGAAAUACGAAUUAUAUGUACCGAUUCUUUGACUGGACUGGCUUCUCCACUGCGAAUUAUUAUUUCAAAUGUAUCUGGUUUUGUUGUAUGUUUCGAACUUUAUACAGAAGUAAAAACUAGCAAAGGUCAUCAUAUUUUUCAAUCUAUUGGUCCACCUGGAUCUAUGCAUCUUCGUUCUAUUACAACUCCAUAUGCAACUAAAGAAUGGCUUCAACCAAAAAGAUACAAAGCACACCUUAUAGGCACAACAUAUGUAUAUGAUUUUCCUGAAAUUUUCCGCCAAGCUGUACGAAUAUCUUGGCAAAAAUACAUUCAAAUCAACAGUAAUUGUAGAAUUCCUGAUGAUAUUCUAGAAGUUAAAGAGCUAGUGAUGGAUGAUAAAUUUCAACUUCAAGAAGUUAUUAGAGAACCUGGAACAAAUUCUAUAGGAAUGGUAUCUUGGCUUGUUACAGCAAAAACUCCAGAAUAUCCACAAGGACGUCAAUUUAUUCUUAUUGCUAAUGAUAUUACAUUUAGAACAGGCACUUUUGGACCAGAUGAAGAUCAAUAUUUCUUUAAAGCUACUCUUUUAGCUCGCCAAUUGAGAAUUCCACGAAUAUAUUUAUCUGCUAAUUCUGGCGCACGUAUUGGGCUUUCAGAAGAGCUUAUAUCUCUUUUUUCUGUAGCAUGGAAUGAUCCAAAAAAUCCAGAAAAAGGAUUUAAAUAUUUAUACUUUACACCAGAAGUAUACAAACAAUUUGAAGAAAAUAAUAGAGAAGAUUUUAUUUCAGAAAAAAUUAUAGAAAAUGGAGAAGAAAGAUAUAAAAUUACAGCUAUAAUUGGUUCAGAAGAAGCAUUAGGAGUUGAGUGUUUAAGAGGAGCGGGACUCAUUGCUGGAGAAACUUCUCGUACUUAUGAAGAUAUCUUUACUAUAACUUUAGUUACAUGUAGAUCUGUAGGCAUUGGUGCAUAUCUUGUUCGAUUAGGCCAACGCACAAUUCAAGUGGAAGGCCAUCCUAUUAUCUUAACAGGAAUAUCUACGAUCAAUAAAUUAUUAGGCUGUGAAGUCUAUUCAUCAAAUUUACAGCUAGGUGGUACCCAAAUUAUGUAUAAAAAUGGGAUAUCCCAUUUAACAGCAAAAAAUGAUUUUAAUGGGAUUUCUAAAAUAAUGAAUUGGCUAUCAUAUGUUCCAGAUAAAAAAGAUAAUCCUGUCCCAGUAUUACCAUCUUUAGAUUCAUGGGAUCGAGAUGUAGAAUAUGUUCCACUUGAAGGUGCUUAUGAUGUUCGAUGGCUUAUUGAAGGAAAAGAAGAUGAUAAUUGUUUUCUUAGCGGGCUUUUUGAUAGAAAAUCAUUCCAUGAAACUUUAAGUGGAUGGGCUAAAACAGUUGUUGUUGGACGUGCAAGAUUAGGUGGAAUUCCUAUAGGUAUUAUUGCAGUAGAAGUUCGUUCUAUAGAAAAUACUUUGCCUGCUGAUCCAGCUAAUCCUGAAUCUUAUGAACAAAACAUUAUAGAAGCAGGAAAUGUUUGGUAUCCAAACUCAGCAUUUAAAACAGCACAAGCAAUUAAUGAUUUUAAUUACGGAGAACAGCUUCCUCUUUUUAUUUUAGCAAAUUGGAGAGGAUUUUCUGGUGGUCAAAGAGAUAUGUUUAAUGAAGUAUUAAAAUAUGGAUCAUAUAUUGUAGAUUCUCUUUCAAAAUACAAGCAACCAAUAUUCAUUUACAUACCUCCAUAUUGUGAACUAAGGGGAGGAUCGUGGGUUGUCAUUGAUUCUACUGUUAAUGAAGAUAUGAUGGAGAUGUACGCAGAUGAAAAGUCCCGUGCUGGUAUUUUAGAACCAGAAGGACUUGUUGAAAUAAAAUUCCGUAAAGAAAAAUUAUUAGGAUGUAUGUCUCGUUUAGAUCCUAUUUAUUCUUCAUUAAAAAAACAAUUGCAAAAUCCUAAUUUAUCUCAAGAUCAAUUAACUGAAAUAAAAAUUAAAAUAGAUGAACGAGAAAAACUACUUCUUCCUAUUUAUCAUCAAAUAAGUAUUGAAUAUGCAGAUUUACAUGAUCAUCCUGUCAGAAUGGAACGUAAAGGCGCAAUUAGACAGUGCUUACAAUGGUCUCAAUCCCGACGAUUUUUCUAUUGGAGACUGCGUAGACGUUUAAAUGAACAUUAUACAAUACAAAAGAUAAAAAAUGUUAAUAAGAAAUUCUCUUAUCGGCAAAGCGUUGAAAUUUUAAAAAGAUGGAUAUCUCAACUUUGCAAUAAUGAUCUUAAUUGGGAUAACAAUGAUAGAGAAAUUGUUUUACUUCUUGAGAAAAAUGAGAAAUAUAUAGAAUCUUUAAUUAAAGAACUUGAAAAAACAACAAUAUCUGACAAAAUUGUAGAUAUGGCUAAAGUUAAUAAAGCAAGUGUCCUAAAUGGAUUUUCUAGAGUUUUAGAUGAAAUGUCAGGCCAAGAAAUAAAUGAAAUUAUUAAAAUGCUUACCGAACGAAAAAUUAUUAAAUAAUUCUUGAUCAAUUGCUUAUCCAUUAAGAAAAACUGCCUUUAACCG
This is a messenger RNA of Pneumocystis carinii B80, 6852 nucleotides long. RefSeq lists its product as hypothetical. NCBI's taxonomy places the organism in Eukaryota, Fungi, Ascomycota, Pneumocystomycetes, Pneumocystales, Pneumocystaceae. Gene Ontology annotation, molecular function: ATP binding; acetyl-CoA carboxylase activity; metal ion binding. The coding region runs from base 46 to 6807 and encodes 2253 amino acids. The record is from RefSeq and is a predicted model, not a curated record. The transcript is spliced from 18 exons. Gene Ontology annotation, biological process: fatty acid biosynthetic process.